AUGUCUCGCCCGCAGGCCGACACGGCCGCCCGGCUGACGGAGUAUGUCCAGCAGCAUGGCGGCACCAAGGCCAUCCACCGGAUUCUGGUGGCCAACAAUGGUAUCGCCGCCGUCAAGGGGAUCCGCUCGAUCCGCCGCUGGGCGUACGAGCAGUUCUCCGACGAGCGGGCCAUCCACUUCACGGUGAUGGCCACGCCCGAGGACCUGGCCGCCAAUGCCGAGUACAUCCGCAUGGCCGACAGCUAUAUCCCGGCCCCGGGCGGGGCCAACCACAACAACUACGCCAACGUCGACCUGAUUGUGGAGAUCGCCGAGCGCACCCACGCCGAUGGUGUGUGGGCCGGCUGGGGCCACGCCUCGGAGAACCCCCGGCUGCCGGACGAGCUGGCCAAGCGCGGGAUCGCCUUCCUCGGCCCGCCCGGGUCGGCCAUGCGCGCCCUCGGUGACAAGAUCUCCUCCACCAUUGUGGCCCAGUCGGCCGACGUGCCAUGCAUCGCCUGGUCCGGUGACGGCCUGACCAUCCCCACGCCCGAGGGCAACCAUGCCGUCUCGGUGCCCGAUGACAUCUACAACAAGGCCUGUGUUACCGUGGCCGAGGACGGCCUGGCCGUGGCCCGGCGCAUUGGCUACCCGGUCAUGAUCAAGGCCUCCGAGGGCGGUGGCGGCAAGGGCAUCCGCAUGGUCCACAGCGACUCCGACUUCGCCAGCGCCUUCGCCCAGGUCCAGGGUGAGGUCCCCGGCUCGCCCAUCUUCAUCAUGAAGCUCGCCACACAGUCCCGCCACCUGGAGGUUCAGGUCCUGGCCGACCAGCAUGGCAAUGUCAUGACCCUCUUCAGCCGUGACUGCUCGGUCCAGCGCCGGCACCAGAAGAUCAUCGAGGAGGCGCCGGUGACCAUUGCCCCGACUGCUUCCUUCGAGGCGAUGGCUGCCUCGGCCAAGCGCCUGGCCUCGCUGGUGGGCUACCAGUCGGUCGGCACCGUGGAGUAUCUGUAUGUGCCGGAGGAGGAUCGCUUCCUCUUCCUGGAGCUGAAUCCCCGCCUGCAGGUGGAGCACCCCUGCACGGAGAUGAUCAGCGGGGUGAACAUCCCGGCGGCCCAGCUCCAGGUGGCCAUGGGCAUUCCGCUGCAUCGGAUCGGCGACAUCCGGGCCUUCUACGGGCUGGAGCCGGCCGGCGAGUCGGCCAUCGACUUCGAGGCCUCCUUCCAGGAGGGUGUCAACCCGGUCACCGGCCAGGUGAAGCCCACCCCCCGGGGGCAUGUGGUGGCCGUGCGCAUCACGGCCGAGAACCCGGAGGCCGGGUUCAAGCCCUCCUCCGGCAAUCUGUACGAGCUGAAUUUCCGGUCGUCGCACAACAUUUGGGGCUACUUCAGCGUGGCGGCCGGCGGCAGCCUGCACGAAUUCGCCGACUCGCAGUUCGGUCAUAUUUUCGCCCAUGCGCCCACUCGUGAGGAAGCCCGCCGGCGUAUGAUCGUGGCGCUGAAGGAGAUCUCCGUGCGCGCGGACUUCCGCACCACCAUCGAGUACCUGGUCAAGCUCCUGGAGACCGAGGACUUCAAGGGCAACCGCUUUGACACGAGCUGGCUGGACCAGCUGAUCACCAACAAGCUCACCACCGACCGGCCCGAGCGCUUCACUGCGGUGAUCUGCGGCGCGGUUAACCGCGUGAACCAGCUGUACGAGGAGCGCGUGUCCGAGUUCAAGCGCUACCUCAGCCGCGGUCAGGCCCCGAGCGCCGAGCUCCUGAGCACCGACUACUCGGUGGACAUCAUCUACGAGGGUGUGAAGUACCAGUUCAAGGUCCAGCAAAGCGCCCCCCACGCCUUCAGCCUGAUCCUCAAUGGCACCCGGGUGUCGGUCAAUGCGCGGUCCCUGUCGGAUGGCGGGCUGCUCAUCCAGCUCGGCGGCCGCAGCCAUGUGGUCUACCCCCACGAGGAGAUUGGCCUCACGCGGCUGACGAUCGACGGUCGGACCUGCACCCUGGAGCAUGAGACCGAUCCCACCCUCCUGCGGGCCCCCUCUCCGGGCAAGCUGGUGCGCUUUGCCGUGGAGGAUGGCGAUCAUGUGGUCGCCGGCCAGACGUACGCCGAGAUCGAGGUCAUGAAGAUGUACAUGUCCCUGGUGGUCGGCGAGUCGGGCAUCGUGCGGUUCUCCGUCUCCGCGAAUGCCGUCCUUCAGGCCGGUGAUAUCAUCGGUGUCCUGACCCUGGACGAUCCGUCUCGCGUCAAGGUGGCUCAGCCUUUCACCGGGGAGCUGCCGGACUUCGGCACCCCCUGCCUGACCAAGCUCAAGUCCAACCAGGUGUUCAAGCAGGCCCUGGAGGUUUUGCGCCUGACCAUGGACGGGUAUGACAACCAGCAUGGCCUGGCCGAGCACUUCCGGGCUCUGUUGGCCUCGCUGGCCGAUCCAUACAUGCCGUAUUUGGAGCUGGCCGAGCUGCUGGCCGGGCUGCAGUCGCGCCUGCCCCCGGCGGUGGUGGCCCUGCUGCAGCAGACCCUCCGGCCGCUGGCGGCCCUCGGGACCACCUUCGCCUCGGUGUCCACCCUCGGUGCGGAUGGCCUGCCGAGUGUGGCGGACUUCCCGGCGGCCGAUCUGCGCCAGCGGAUCAACGAGUUUGUGGCCACCACCCUGACUCUGGCGGCCGAGCGGGCGGUCUUCGUAGACCGGUUCCAGCCGAUCCAGGAUCUGCUGGAGCGCUUCCGCGACGGGCCGGCCGCCCAUGCGAAGGCCGUGCUGCUGGGCCUGCUGGAGCGUUUCGUCGAGGUGGAGCGCCUCUUCUGUGUGGAGGGCCAGUCCUUCGAGGAUGUGCAGGAGUCCCUGCGGGCCACGCACUCGGAGGAUCUGGACCAAGUGCAUGCGGUGAUGCUGGCCCACAGCAAGGUGGCCCAGAAGUGCCAGCUGGUCAUGUCGCUGAUUGACCACAUUGCGGCCGCGGCUCCGGGCCCGGUGGACCCCUUCUAUUCGGAUGCCCUGCGGGCCAUUGCCGAGCUGAGCGGGCGCCACCUGUCCAAGGUGGCCCUCCGUGCGCGUGCCCUGCUGGUGGAGUCCCUGCUGCCGCAGUAUGAGGACCGCCUGUCGGAGAUGGAGCUGGCCCUGGUUCGCGCGGUGUCCAGCAGCAGCCAUGCUGCUGAUGCCAGCCCGGCCGAGGGUGGCCAGUCCACUGGCGCGGAGGAGGACACCCUCCCGGUGGUGUCGCUCUCCUCGCCGUCGCUCCUGCAGUCGGAGUCCACCGGUGUGACGCCCUCCACGGGGGGAGGCACCGCCGGUGGCGCCGGUGAUGAGGAUGCUGCCACGGCGGCCGCCAGCACGGCCGACGAUUCGGACGACGCGCUGGUCAUCCGGAUGCGGGAUACGGCCGUGCGGGCGGCCCUCGGCGCGGCCCCCAUGCGUCCGAUGACCUCGCCGGCUGGCAGCCCCUUCGCCCUGCCGAAGUAUGAGCAGCUCAAGUCCAUCGUCGAGACCAACUACACGGUGAACGACGUGCUGAGCCCCUUCUUCUGCCAUGAGAAUCCGUUUGUCCGCGUGGCCGCUCUGGAGGUGUAUGUCCGGCGUUCGUACCGGGCCUACAGCAUUGACACGGUCAAGUACCACACUGGGUCCGGGUCCGGGUCGGCCGACCGGCCGGUGGCCCUCGAGUGGCGCUUCACCUUCCCGAUUGUCCCGCUGGCCGACAGCGAUGAGUGCACCCGGCCGCCGGUCAACCCCCCGGGUGAUGGGCUGAUGGCGGCGUCGGCCGACCUGGCCUUUGCCUCGGACCCCAUGGGCACCGGGUUCGGCCUGACCUCCUCGUCGUCGGUGACGAACAUGCGCGCGGCCGAGUCCUUCGCGGCCACUCGCAACAUGAGUGUCUCGGACUUUGCCCUGCUGUCGCCGCACAGUGCCGCCCCCGGUGGCAUUGGGCGCUUCAGCGGGAGCUCCUACUCGGCGGCGGCGGCGGCGGCUGCCGCUGCUGCUGCUGCUGGCGGGUCGCAUUCGCGCUCGGCCUCGCAGCCACACACCCCGACCCUCAACCGGAGCAGCUCGCUGUCCUUCUCCACCACCAGCCUGGCCAACAUGUACUAUGCGCCGGAGCCGCUGCGUGUGGGGCUCAUGUGUGCCUUCACUUCGGUGGCCGCGCUGGAGGCCGAGUUCGAGUCGCUGCUGUCGCUGUACCCCGAGGCGGGGGAUGGCGCUUCCGGCGGGGCGGCGGGAUCGGCCUCCGGCAAUGCCGCCGGGUCCGGGCGUCCGGGCGCCGCCGAGUGCUUGAAUGUGCUGAACUUGGCCCUGUCGCUGGAUGCGGCCGAGGGCGCCGACGAUGGGACCCUGCUGGAUGAUGUGCUGCAUCCGUUCCUGGCCUCGCGCAAGAUGCUCCUCCGGGGCCGGUCCAUCCGCCGGGUGACCUUCGUCAUCCUGCGGCCGCGCCAGCAGCCGGGGUACUUCACCUUCCGCGAGCGGAAUGACUUCGCCGAGGACCCGGUCAUUCGCCAUGUGGAGCCGGCGCUGGCCUUCCAGCUGGAACUGUCGCGCAUGUCGCACUACAAUGUGCGCGCGGUGCUGACCGAGUCGCGGUCCAUCCACAUGUACAAUGCCGUGGCCAAGGGCAACCCGACGGAUGAGCGGUUCUUCAUCCGGGCCCUCAUUCGGCCGGGCUUGCUGAAGGACAGCGAGGCCCCGGUGCCGUACAUGAUCAGCGAGGCGGACCGCGUGGUGUCAGAGAUGCUGGAUGCCCUGGAGCUCCAGCUGCCGGAGCAUCCCGGUGCCGAUUGCAACCACCUGUUCAUCCACUUCCUGCCGACGGUGCGCUACAGCACGGACAAGAUCUUCGACAACCUGACGGACUUCCUGACCCGCCAUGGUCGGCGGAUGUCCCGUCUGCGCGUUACCUCCGGCGAGAUUCGCAUGACCCUGCGCCUGGGGGAUGAGGUGGCCCCGACGCCCAUUCGCUUUGUCAUUUCCAACUUGACGGGCUUCGUGUUGAACAUUCACUCCUAUCGCGAGGCGAAGAAUGACCGCCGUCGUGAUGUGCUCAUUUCCCUGAUGGACCAUGGGCCACUGCACAACACCCCGGCCGAUGCGCCCUACCCGGUGCGGGAUCCGCUGCAGCCAAAGCGCCAUGCCGCUCACAAGGCCGGGACGUCCUACAUUUAUGACUAUCCGGAGCUCAUUCAGCAGGCCCUGCUGCAGGUGUGGGACAAGUUCAUCCAGGAGACCCCGGCCAUGGCUUCCUCGGUGCCGGCCCUGCAUCAGCUGGUUCGGACUUGGGAGUUGGAUCUGGAUGAGCGCCAGCAGUCGGUGAUGGAGGUCAAUCGCCCGCCCGGGCAGAACACCAUCGGCAUGGUGGCCUGGCUGGUGGAGAUUUGCACGCCGGAAUUCCCGGCCGGGCGUCGGAUGAUCCUCAUUGGCAAUGACAUUACCCAUGUGAUUGGGUCGUUCGGGCCGCGGGAGGACAUGCUCUUCCUGCGUGCCAGCGAGCUGGCCCGGCGUUUGGGCCUGCCGCGGAUUUACAUUUCGGCCAAUUCCGGUGCGCGCAUCGGCAUGGCCGAUGAGCUGGUCAAUUGCUUCCGCGUUGCCUGGACCGAUCCGCAGCAGCCGGCUCGCGGCUUCCGGUAUCUGUAUGUCACGCCGGAGGACCAUGCGCGUUUGACUUCGGACCCCUUGCGGCCGUCGCUUCGUGCGGAGCGUCUGGUGGAGCAGGUCCCCUCGGCGGCCGAUCCGGCGGUCAUGCAGGAGGAGGUGCGCUAUGUCAUCCGCGAUGUGAUUGGCCGUGUGGAUGGCAUUGGUGUGGAGAACCUCCAGGGCUCCGGUGCCAUUGCCGGGGAGACGUCCCGCGCGUAUGAGGACAUCUUCACUUUGUCGGUGGUUACCUGCCGGUCGGUGGGCAUCGGUGCGUAUCUGGUGCGCCUGGGUCAGCGGUCCAUUCAGAACGAGGGGAACCCCCUGCUGUUGACCGGUGCCGGGGCCCUGAACAAGGUCCUUGGUCGGGAGGUUUACUCCUCGAACUUGCAGCUGGGCGGCACGCAGAUCAUGUACAACAAUGGUGUGUCCCACUUGACGGCCAGCAAUGACUUGACCUCCAUGCGCAUGGUCCUGGACUGGCUGGCCUUCGUGCCGUCCUACCGGAAUGGGCCGCUGCCCAUUUUGCCGGAGCAGGCCCUCCGGGACCCGGUGCACCGGCCGGUGGCCUGGGCUCCGCCCGCCACCGGUCCGUAUGACCCGCGGCACUUGAUCGAGGGCGGUCCGGACCCGGAGACCGGGGACUUCCUGCCGGGGCUCUUCGACACCGGGUCCUUUGUGGAGACCCUCGGUGGCUGGGCCAAGACCGUGGUGGUUGGUCGGGCCCGUUUGGGCGGCAUCCCCAUGGGUGUCAUCGCGGUGGAGACUCGCACCGUGGAGGCGCAUAUCCCGGCGGAUCCGGCCAAUCCGGAGUCCCAGCUCCAGACUCUGACCCAGGCCGGGCAGGUGUGGUACCCGGACUCGGCGUACAAGACGGCCCAGGCCAUUCGGGACUUCAACCGGGGCGAGGAGCUGCCGCUCAUGAUCCUGGCCAACUGGCGCGGGUUCUCCGGCGGCCAGCGGGACAUGUUCGAGCAGAUCCUCAAGUUCGGGUCGUACAUUGUCGAUGCCCUGGCCGAGUACCGGCAGCCGAUCUUCGUGUACCUGCCGCCGCGGGCCGAGCUGCGCGGUGGUGCGUGGGUGGUCCUUGACUCGACCAUCAACUCGGAUUACAUUGAGAUGUAUGCGGACCCGAACUCGCGUGCUGGUGUCCUGGAGCCGGAGGGCAUUGUGGAGAUCAAGUUCCGCAAGCCCAAGCUUCUGCAGGCCAUGUCGCGGCUGGAUGCCACGUAUGCGGAUCUCCUGGCGCAGCAGCAGCAGCAGCAGCAGCAGCAGCAGUCGGCCGACUCGACGGCCGCCAGCAGCCUGCAGCCGCGUGUGCUGGCCCGGGAGAAGCAGCUGCUGCCCACCUACCAUCAGAUUGCGGUGCACUUUGCCGAUCUGCACGAUACGGCCGGGCGCAUGCGUGCCAAGGGCGCCAUUCGUGACAUCAUCCCCUGGGAGGAGGCUCGUGUGCGGUUCUACUGGCGUCUUUGCCGGCGCCUGCAGGAGGAGCGUCUCCUCCGGGCGAUCCUCGGCGCGGCCGGGACUCCGACCCAGCUGGCCGAAUCGUCGAACCCGUCGGCCGCGGCCCUGGCCAUGGCCAGCGCCAUUCCCGGCAGCCCGGCCAGCGAGUGGACUCGCAUCCGGGCGCGGGCCACCCUGGCGGCCUGGUUCGCCACGGACCUGGAUUCGGCCGGGCCCGGGCACAUGUCCACCGAUGAGAAGCCGGACUUCGAGUCCAAUGACCGGCAGGUGGUCGAGUGGAUCAACCAAUUCCACGCGGCCAUCGUCGGCCGUGUGGCCGAGAUCGAGGCGUCCGAGCGCCGGCUGCGUGUCAUGCAUGCCACCCUGGCCACCGGGGAGGAUGCGGUGGCGGCCCUCACUUCGGCGGUGCUCUCCUUGAGUGCGGAGAAGCGCGCCGCUCUGAUGGAGAGCCUCCGCGCGGCCGAGACCCCGGCCGCCACCUCCAGCCCGAGUCUCUAA
This is a messenger RNA of Fonticula alba, 7554 nucleotides long. Its product is annotated as acetyl-CoA carboxylase. The transcript has 5 exons. Gene Ontology annotation, biological process: fatty acid biosynthetic process. Bases 1 to 7554 code for a protein of 2517 amino acids. Gene Ontology annotation, molecular function: ATP binding; metal ion binding; acetyl-CoA carboxylase activity. The record is from RefSeq and is a predicted model, not a curated record. NCBI's taxonomy places the organism in Eukaryota, Rotosphaerida, Fonticulaceae.